AUGAACAAAGGAGGGGACACUGUACCUGGACUUUCUCCGGCAUUGUUCUGGUGCGACGGAAAUGUUUCUGGCGACCUAUCGAUCUACCAUGACGAGGACGUGCGGCGGUAUGCCCUGAUAGCUACCGUCGCUUCAACCUCCCCUUACACCCUUCAACGAACUCCGCUGGACAAGUUGCUGAUUGCACACAAGAAAAAGGAGAAGAUUGUCAAAGAGUUCCAAAAUGUGAACAACUUCCACAAGUCCAUGAAAGACCCGUUCUCGAAUUCUUUCCCGCAUGGCUACUGCAGACCAAUGUGCAAGGGAUCUUUCGCAAAAUCCCACAACGACAUCUUUAUGAAGAAAGCUGGAGAACGGAACAUCAUCGCAGUCAUCUUACAAUGCCUCAAAUGA
Molecule: messenger RNA, 393 nt
Organism: Guillardia theta CCMP2712
Lineage: Eukaryota; Cryptophyceae; Pyrenomonadales; Geminigeraceae
Exons: 1
Coding region: 1-393 (130 amino acids)
Source: RefSeq, a predicted model, not a curated record